Molecule: messenger RNA, 4145 nt
Organism: Gryllus bimaculatus (two-spotted cricket)
Lineage: Eukaryota; Metazoa; Arthropoda; Insecta; Orthoptera; Gryllidae
Source: the annotation of a GenBank genome assembly
AUGGUAUCAGAAAAAAGAUGUGAUGCAAGACUGUUGAAGCGGAUGCACAUGGUUUUUUACAAAGAUACUAACUUGUUUCUUCAUCAUCAUCAUCAUCAUCGCUACUAUCUUCCUCACUGCUACUUUCCUGCUGUUGCUGUGGUUUCUGAGCAGCAACAACUUUCUUGCCUGGUGUGGCCUGACCCUUCAAAGAGGUACCUUGUGGCUUUGCAUUUAUGGCAACAUUCUUUCCAUGUGGCGCAGCUGAAAAGACAAACACUACUUACCAUGGCUGCUGAAGAACCUCAAGAGGUUGAAAACUGGGUGAGGCAAAGGGUAUUGGGGAGUGGUGGUUUUGGGGUUGUUACAUUAUGGAAACAUAAACACCGAGAAGAAAUGAUUGCCCUGAAAAAAUGUCGUUCUGGAACUGACAAUCUAUUGACACCAAAACAUAAAGAAAGAUGGUCUAAGGAAGUAGAAAUAAUGCAAAGGUUGUCACAUCCUAAUGUAGUUAAAGCUAUUCAAGUUCCCUCAGACCUUGCUGUUUUACGAUCAGAACUUCCGCUACUCUGUAUGGAGUUUUGCUCUAAAGGAGAUUUAAGGCAGAUUUUAAAUCGUGGAGAGAACUGUUGUGGCCUUCAAGAAAACGAUGUGCGAACGCUUAUAUCUGAUGUGAAGAAUGCAGUACAGUAUUUGCAUUCAAUGAAGAUAACACAUAGAGACCUAAAGCCAGAAAAUAUUGUUCUUCAGCAAAAUGAAAGUAGGAUUGUUUACAAACUGAUUGAUCUAGGUUAUGCUAAAGAACUGGAUCAAAGUAGCAUCUGCACUUCGUUUGUUGGAACACUGCAGUACUUGGCACCUGAAUUAUUUAUGAGCAAAGCAUACACUAGUUCUGUUGACUAUUGGAGUCUUGGUCUUGUUUCACAUGAAGUUAUUACAGGAGUGCGACCUUUUCUUCCUCACAUGGCACCUGUGGCUUGGAUGAAUCAUAUACGAAACAAAUCUUCUGAUGAUAUAAGUGCUUAUGAAGAUCAAGAUGGAAGUAUUGUAUUUUGCAGAGAAAUUUUCCCUGAGAACCACAUUACAGUAACUCUGAAGUAUCACAUGGAAGAGUGGUUCAAAACUCUCUUGGAGUGGGAUCCAAAGAAAAGAGGAAGAAAUAAAGACAUGAAAGUUAUGGUUUUUGAUUUGGCUGAAAAAAUAUUCAAUAAAAAGAUUGUUCAACUUUUCUGUGUGACUACAUACAAAAAGUGGAGUUAUGAAAUUGAUGAUUCAACUGCUGUAUCCACACUUAAAGAGUGGAUUAGACGUGAUACAGGAAUCCCUGUUGAAGAACAAGAAUUGAUACUUGCCAACGGGAAAAGUGUGGAUGUCUGUAAUGAAGCCAGUCAGUGUUGGAUAGCCCAAAAUGUGAAGGAUGGAACUCCAAUGGUUUAUAUCUACCGAUUAAAGCAAUUUAGCAUACCACAAGUGACUCCAAGAAUACCUUCAAGGGUUAGCAAAAUGAUGGAAGAGCCAAGGGUUCCAAUGGAAUACAUACACCUUAAACGUGCAUGGGCACAUGCUGUAUUUUUUCUUCAACAGGAGUGUGAACUCUAUCGAACUUUCCGUCAUUCGCACACUGUGAAACUAUUGCAUAUUUUCAUAAAAUGUGAGCACUUGAAACAAAAAUCUCAGUUGUUGAAUACACAGUUACAACAAGCUCGUGCUGAACAGUAUUUAACUCCACAAAGUAUUCAACAGAAAUGGAUUCAAAACCGUAACUCGUUGGCUUCAGAUAUGAUUGACGUUAGCAAAAAAGCAAGUGAAAUGCAGGGACGUUGUGACAUCAUUCGUAAGAAAAUGGCUACAUUACAAUCUGAUCCUCAUUUGAGAAUUCAUGAGCCCAACAUAUUACGUACUUUAAUGGAGGCAGGUCUAAAAUGUUAUGACCAACUUCGGAGGCGUCCUCGUGAAGCCCGAUCUCAGCGAUCAGAUAGCAUUGAAAUGGUGAAAGUAGUAUACAAUUGCCUGAAGCAGCGUGAUAUUCUUCUCAGAGACAAAGAAUUCAAUAUUCAUUUACAACAAGUUGUUGAGUUGCAAAUAGAAAUGGAAAAUCUUUUACAUCCACUAGAACAAUGCAUUGAUAAAGUUAAAGAACUAAGGUUAAAAAUCUGCCAAUGUCAGUUGGAUCGUCAGAAGGAUGUGUGGAAUUUAGUGGUACCAGAGAAAACACUGGAUAAUAACUUGCAAACUCAACCAAUGUCUGUCAAGACCAAUUUGCAUUUUAACCCUUCUAAUUUGGAGGAUUCUGAGUUCAAUUUGAAAGAAAGGAAACAACUAAUGUCAGAAUCAUCUAUGACACCUAGCAUUCCUGUCAGCACCACCUCUUUACCUGUGUCAUCAAACAUUGACACAUCAACCAUCAUCCAAGAUAAUAUAGAACUCAGACAUUUGACAUUAGAUGCGAUGCACGAAAGCUACAGGAAAUUUGCAAAUAUUGUAGGUGAUUCAUUAAAUUGGUCUCAUUUAGAAUAAUAAUUGUAGAGCAUAAAUAAAACCUGAGCUAGGUGCCAAAACGUGAAAAUUUGCGCUGAUUUUGUGCUGAUAAGCAUGGUAAUUAUCAAGCACAUUACAGUGUAAAAUGGGCUAUCUGCAAUUUUCAUUCUUAGGUGAUAAAAUUGUCACCAGUGGACUGCACGUCAGUAAAGUCCCUUGACCUUUUGAAACAGUUUUUACUUAAUUAUCUCUGAAUUCCAUUUUUGGCACAUAGCAUGGUGUUCACUUACUGUCUACAAUUCAUUUACAUCUCUGUUAAAAUUGGUAAAUCUUUGAUAAAAUAUCAGAAAGUGUAACGUUAUAGUGAUCUUGGAAUAAAGAAAAAUUAUAUUAUCCAACCAUGAACUGAUUUAAUGUUAAAAAGCCCUUUUUUUCAUUUUGGUUGAAUCUUAAGUGUCUGUUGUGGCUAGCAGCAAGUUUUGUAAAAAAAUGCACAGUACUGUAGUGGUGCUGCACCUACCAGUUCACUUUUGGCACUGAAGAUUACCACUAUGUCCAAAAGGGCAUUUUGAUGUCAUAAUCUGACCAUGGAUGGAUUUAUAAUCUUAUAUACUUGGCUUCGAUUUAUCAAAGCUUGAGCUUGCACGUUGUUACUUCCAUUUUACUAUCUGUUCUGUUUAAUGGAAGUUUCACUUAUUGUUCUCAAUUUCCAAAUGGUGCUACCUCUAUGAGACAAAGCUGAAAAAAGUCGUAAGGAAAGUUCUCAAAUAACAAGCAUAGAUGAAGGUUUUGUUGUAGUGUUGUUUUUUUUACCAAAUAUUUUAUUGCAUUAACUGUCUAAAGUGAAAUUUUCUUUUAUAAGAAUGUACUUUUGUAUUAUUGUUUCUAUUUUCCUUGUUGUGCUAUGUGAAAUGAUAGUUAUUUGUUUUUGUUUUUUUUAUAAAGUUUAACAUUUAUAAUUAGGUCCAAGUUUGCCUUUUUAUAGAGAUAUAUUUGGAAACGUAAUAUAGUGAUAAAGCAUUUACUCAGAAAGUGCCUUACUGCUGAAAUCCAUUUCAGAACAUAUAUAUAUCUUUUUCUUAGUAAAUAAGGAAAAUCUCAAAACUAGUCUUUCUGCAGAGAUUGUAGUCCUAUAGGACUACAACUGCAAUAUAUUGCAGUUGCAAUAUAUUGCAGAUUUUAAAACAUAUUAUUUGAAAGGUUCUUGAUUGUUUUGAAUGUUAUUUCUGAUAUUUGUAUUGUUUUUCAUAAUUUUUAAUAUAUAUAUAUAUUUCUUUCGAUUAGUCUUUUUCUGUACACACCAUACUUCUUGCAAACCUUUGCUUAACAGGCUCUUACCCAAUUACCAAUUUCCAAACUAUCUUGUAUAUGUUUUAAUGUUAAUUUCGUAUUGGGUACUAAAUGUUAUCACAGUUGUCAUGUACAUUGUUUAUUAUUUAUAAUGAAUAUAUUUAAAAAAUUAACAAAGAAAUAAAAAAGCACCCAAUUUGCACAAUUAAAUUUAUUUUUUAUUUCUGUGGGAACAAAUGUAUUCAUUUUGUUUGUAAAUAAUAAACAAUUUGCAUGUUUCGGGAGUGUUUAUUUGUUACUGAAAUACAUUUUUUGCAUAGAAAGUAUUUUUUCAAACCAACUUUUGAGUGUUUAUUGCAGCUCAACUGUUCAAAUCUCAAAAGAUAUAAUUAGUCAAG